Molecule: messenger RNA, 627 nt
Organism: Acaulospora colombiana
Lineage: Eukaryota; Fungi; Glomeromycota; Glomeromycetes; Diversisporales; Acaulosporaceae
Source: the annotation of a GenBank genome assembly
AUGCCUCAGCCGGCUGUAACAAAUGUGGAGUAUCUGACCCAUGAAAAUAAAGUAUGGGCAGCCAAAAAGAGGCAUAAAAAGGAACAAGUCAAGGAGAUAUUGUUCGAUGAGAAUGCCCGCAGGAAACGAAAGCAAGCCCGUCAAGAAGCGGGAAAGGCAAAGGCAUUAGAAAGGGAAAAGAAUGAGCGGUUGGAAGCAAGAAGAGAGAGGCGAAAAGAGCUGGCCGAGCGAGCUGCACAGAAUGCCAAAGAAAUCGAGCAAGCUUAUGGUGGCUACGGGUCAGAUGGGUCACAAUCAUCGACAUCUGCUAACGAAGCAGCGGAACCGCAAGAGAUGGAAUUUGAAGGCGAAGAACAACUGGCCACCGUCACGAUUGUAGAAGAGUUUGAUGCGGAUAACCUAAAAAACACAUAUCCCACGCAUGUAAGGGAUACGCACAAGUCCACAGCGCCGCCCAAACCUUCCAAAAAAACAAAGCUCAACGAAACACAUCGACGAAAGGCGGAGAUCAAACCAAAACCCAAAUUCCGAUACGAAACCAAAGCCGCAAGAAAACAUGAGAAACAAAAACAGCGCGCUCGAAGAGAAGAAAAAGCCUCCCGAGGGAAAUACGAGGCUAAGCUGUGA